This is a messenger RNA of Scutellospora calospora, 623 nucleotides long. NCBI's taxonomy places the organism in Eukaryota, Fungi, Glomeromycota, Glomeromycetes, Diversisporales, Gigasporaceae. The record is from the annotation of a GenBank genome assembly.
AUGAACGGCGCACAUCCGUCAGAUAACGAUUCUGGCUCGGCCAGCAGCAAGAAGCCGGAAAAGCCACUGCGAUUCGUCACAAACUAUGGCGCACCACAUCCCAAGAGGCGGCGCAUUGGAGCUGCUUGUCUGACGUGUAGGAAACGGAAGACGGCUUGCAGUGGUGAACGACCGUUCUGCGAUACGUGCAAGCAGAAUAAGCUGGACUGCGCGGGAUAUUCCAAUGAGGCUACCACUGGGAGCAGCAGCACCAACACCAGCAAGCGGGCUGAGUCUGAUCAAUCUCGUCCAGCCAACGAGUCCAGACAGCCUACCUCCAAGGCCAACGACCGCGGAACCCAUGAUGGUCAAUCGAAUUCGAGGACAUCCUCCACGCAGCAUACUUCAUCGACUUCUGACUUAUCGAACCAAAUUGGCGGUGAGCUUUCGCCCGGUGUAAAAGUUGGGGAAGAUGCAAACGUACCUGCAAUACCCGCGACCGUUCCCGAGCAGCCACUUUUCGCUGGACCUCGCAAUCGGAUGCCGUACUUCCGCUGGCUGGGACCGACUGCUAUCAUGCCAGGCUUCAAACAGAUGGUCGUAAAGGUCAAACGUCAAGAGAGUGAAUUGAAGAUGGAUCUGUG